AUCACAAAUGUCGUCAAGUGAUGGAAGGUCCAGGAUUCGGGACAGGGGCUAUAGUGAGGUUCCAGGGGACAUGCCUCGUCCAGAUGGUACCAUAAGAACCCUCCAGUCCCUGCACAGCAGUGAGCUGGCCGUGAGCGCGGAUCCUCUGCCGCCUCCCCCUCUCCCAUUACAGCCACCAUUCGGCCCGAGCUUCUACUCAAGUGACACAGAGGAACCAGCCAUAGCCCCAGACCUCAAGCCGGUCCGGCGCUUUGUCCCCGACUCCUGGAAGAACUUCUUCAGAGGGAAGAAAAGGGACCCGGAAUGGGAUAAACCGGUGACUGAUAUCAGAUACAUCUCCGAUGGUGUGGAGUGUUCACCUCCGGCCUCUCCAGCGAGACCAAACCACCUCCCACCCAGCAGCUCUUCUUACAAAGGCCCCUCCGGAGGGUCAGAAGGCACCUUUAACUCCCAGCAAGAGGCGGAUGCCAUGUUUGCCCAGGACCCCUGUGCAUCCCUAGACCGGCGCACGCAGACGGCGCGCACCUACAGCGAGAAGGUGGAGGAGUACAACCUGCGGUACGCCUACAUGAAGUCCUGGGCAGGCCUGCUGAGAAUCCUGGGUGUGGCAGAGCUGCUUCUGGGGGCUGGCGUCUUCGCCUGUGUCACAGCUUACAUCCACAAGGACAACGAGUGGUACAACCUGUUUGGAUAUUCACAGCCCUACGGCGCGGGAGGUCUCGGCAGCCUGGGCAGCACAUACGGGGGUUAUUACUACAGCGGCCCCAAGACCCCUUUUGUACUCGUGGUGGCCGGAUUGGCUUGGAUCGCCACUAUUAUUGUUCUGGUGCUUGGCAUGUCCAUGUAUUACCGCACCAUUCUUUUGGACUCCAACUGGUGGCCCCUGACGGAGUUUGGAGUUAACGUUGCCCUGUUUAUCCUGUACAUGGCUGCGGCCAUCGUCUAUGUGAACGAUACCAACCGAGGCGGACUCUGCUACUAUCCAUUAUUUAACACGCCCAUGAAUGCCGUGUUCUGCCGGGUAGAAGGAGGUCAGAUAGCGGCGAUGAUCUUUCUGUUUGUCACCAUGAUAGUUUACCUCAUCAGCGCCCUGGUCUGUCUGAAGCUAUGGAGGCAUGAGGCUGCACGGAGACACAGGGAGUACGUGGAGCACAUGGAGCAGCAGCAGGAGGUAAAUGACCCAUCGUUGUCAUCAAAAAGGAGAAUGUGUGAAGUGGCCACCAGUGACAGACAGAGAGACCAAGAAGCUAAUUUCAAAGAGUUGAGGACAACAAAAAUGACCCCUGAACUCCUGAGUGGACACAUCCCUCCAGGCUACAUUCCCAAGCCCAUCGUGAUGCCUGACUACGUGGCAAAAUAUCCUGUGAUUCGGACGGAUGACGAUCGAGAACGCUAUAAAGCUGUGUUCCAGGACCAGUUCUCAGAGUACAAAGAGCUGUCCGCGGAAGUGCAGGCCAUCCUGAGGAAGUUCAAUGAGCUGGACGCGGUGAUGAGCAAGCUGCCACGUCAUUCUGAAAACCACCAGGAACACGAGAGAAUUUCAAGAAUCCAUGAAGAGUUUAGGAAAAAAAAGAACGAUCCUUCAUUUCUGGAAAAAAAGGAGCGUUGUGAUUACCUCAAGAACAAACUUUCUCACAUAAAGCAGAGAAUCCAAGAAUAUGAUAAAGUAAUGAACUGGGAUACGCAAGGUUAUUCUUAGACCGCUUGGGACUGUUUUUUAUAGCCAACUAUUUAUCCACUGCCUUUCUGUGCUGGUCUCAUGGAUGAGAAGCAGACCCCUCCAGGUCAGCUUCUGCUUGGUUUCCCGUCCGAGGUUGAACGGUGUGAUUUUAAACAUUUCAAACCCACUGAGAGAGAGCCUUCACUGAGACUGGAGAGACCGUGUGCGUGUUCGCCCGUGUACACGUCCACGUUUUUCUCAUUCAAAUGUGUUGUCAUUUUAGACAUCCUGUCACUGGAGAGUGACGAGCUCAUUGUCCCGAGUUCGGAUGUUGCUUUUUCCUCCGUUUACGCUGCUUCCUUCAAUUUCUCUAGGAAUUUCUCUUCCUAAGGAAAGUUCUUAGGAGAUUCUUCCUAGGGAUGUCCCUCCCUUCACAAGGACUAGAAGCCAAGAUCAGUUGUCACACACUUUGUGAUCUUGGGCAAGCUGAUUAAUCCUCUGUGCCUGUUUCUUCUGUAAAGUGAAACUAAAUGGUACCUACCUCAGAGGGCAGUUAGGAGGACUGUGGGUGCAUCCAGAACAGAGCCUGCCACUAUACAGUGCCACAUUCACGCAGGGAGUACUGUGGACAUGUUGGUGAAGUGGAUGAGCUACACAGGAUGAGUCUCAAGACACAGUCUGCAGUCAGCCGUUAACCAGAGGCCACGUGUCCUGUAGUUUUGUCUUGUGCUUGUCACCUUUACUACACGAAGCCUUAAGUGGAUGUUUCACUAUUGUUUGUGACCUCUUCUGUGCCCUCACUGCCUCCCUAUGUGUAACCAGGGUCAUAUGCAUGUGUCCCCCAAGCCCCAUGGCCCAGACUGUCCUGUGCACAUGCGCAUGACACCUUUCAGUCUACUUGGAUUCCUUCUCUGAUUCAUUAGUACACUUCAUCUUACCAAGAAUCACCCUAACUGAAAUGUUAUUCAAAUUUAAUAUGAAAAAAAUACAAAUCCCUGGCAGGUAUAGAUGAGGCCCUGAUCCCUAGCAACAUCAAAAAUUAAAAAAAAAAAAUUUAAUGCUGGAGAUGUCGCUUGGUUGAUAGAUCACCUGCCCAGCAUGCGUGGCGAUUAGUCCCAGCAUGGCAUAAACCAUACAUUGUGUUGAAUGCCUGGGAGAUAGAGGUAGGAGGAUCAGGAGUUCAAAGUCAUCCUUUGCUUCCUAGUGAGUUCAAGGCCAGCCUGGGCUAUAUGACAUCCUGUCUUUAAAAAAAAAAAAUUAAAAUGGGGGAGAAAAGCACUGUUUUGGUUUCUUUCUAUUCAGCAGAAUCCAUCCAGUAAUUUCAUUGUGUGGAAUUAUGGUCUCUCCCUAAUAUAGCUUCCAUUCAGAAAAUUCAUAAAUUGAUGUCCAGAGGAUUUUACAAAGUGGAGAAACCAAAGUAACACGUGGAGCAGGCAGCGGCCCAGAAAGUUCUGGCUGCUGAAGGACCAAGCUUGUGUUGGGGUGUCAGUGAAACUGGCAUUACCCCUGCAGAUCCAAGGCCAGCCUGACGGCUACAGUGAGACCUUGUCUCAAAACACAAAACAAAUAAAAAUCCUUAAAAAGGAGGAGGGAGAGGAGGACAAGUACUUUAUAAAUAAAUAAAUAAAAUACGGUGGCGUGUGCACACUAUCCUAGCACUCAGGAGCUGAGGCAGGAGGAUGUCAAGUUCAAAGCCAGCCUGGCUACAAAGCAAGACGCAGUUUUGUUUUUUUUGUUUUUUUU
Messenger RNA from Peromyscus eremicus (cactus mouse), 3403 nucleotides. RefSeq names its product MARVEL domain containing 2 (gene Marveld2). The coding region runs from base 8 to 1699 and encodes 563 amino acids. The record is from RefSeq and is a predicted model, not a curated record. Lineage: Eukaryota; Metazoa; Chordata; Mammalia; Rodentia; Cricetidae. The transcript is spliced from 6 exons. Gene Ontology annotation, biological process: bicellular tight junction assembly. Gene Ontology annotation, cellular component: bicellular tight junction; apical plasma membrane; cytoplasmic vesicle.